This is a messenger RNA of Chelonoidis abingdonii (Abingdon island giant tortoise), 8474 nucleotides long. RefSeq names its product ATPase copper transporting alpha (gene ATP7A). Gene Ontology annotation, cellular component: membrane. Gene Ontology annotation, molecular function: ATP hydrolysis activity; ATPase-coupled monoatomic cation transmembrane transporter activity; copper ion binding. Gene Ontology annotation, biological process: monoatomic cation transport. The record is from RefSeq and is a predicted model, not a curated record. NCBI's taxonomy places the organism in Eukaryota, Metazoa, Chordata, Testudines, Testudinidae.
GGACUUUUUGGGUACCUUUAAUUUUUGGGAGUCUAGUUAAUAACACUUUGAAGGGGCCUAAUUUUAAGUACUAACUUGUUCUCUGAAAAUCAGAUUCCUUUAAAAUGUCUCAACGUGGGUAUCCAAAAAAGUAGUUACCCCAAAUCACCAGGCACACUUAAAAAUAUAGGCUAUAAAAUUAUCCACGUGCAAAAUACAAUAUUUUGUAACUAGCUGCUUUGUCUUUUGUCAUUCUGCCUCAAUAGUGGGUGUGUGAACCUAAUGCCAAGAGAAUGAUCAGGAUUCAUGAAGAAUGAAAAUUCAAACUGUUAUAGACAAGAAUGGCCAUAUUGUGUCAUGGUGCAGUAUGGUCCACUAAUUUCCACAUGACUUGCUGCUAAUCAAUAAGGAGGUGCAGACUCUGCAGAUUCCAGGUCUCAAUGUGGAGUGUUCCAUCCAGCGCUGGAGUAUGGCACAACAUGCAUGAACAGCUGUAAUUGGAGGAAUGUGAAGACUCAAGCAGAAUGGAUCCGUCAGUGGUGGCAAGAUCCAUGGUAGCCUUCGUGGAGGGGAUGACACGUAAUUCUUGUGUUCAGACCAUUCAACAACACGUUGGGAAACUGAAUGGAAUUCACAAUAUCAAAGUAUCUCUAGAAGAAAAGAAUGUAACCAUUAUCUAUGACCCCAGACUCCAGACUCCAGACUCCCUUCAGAAAGUUAUAGUUGACAUGGGAUUUGGUGCUACCCUGGCUGAUUCAGACCCACAACCUGUUUUACUUGACACUACUUUUCUAACCAUUCCUGCUCAGUCACAUGUAACAUGUGAACAGAUCUGUAAUGUCCUACUAAAGAACAAAGGUAUCUUGGAUGUUAAAAUUUCCUCUGACCAAAAAACUGCAGUUGUGACAUUCAUUUCUUCUAUUAUAAAUGGCAACCAGAUUAUUCAAAUGGUGCCAGGCACAGAUUUAAAUACUGCAGCACCAGAGAAGACAUCAGGGACUGGUGAAGAUUCCAGUUGGUCCCAAGCAUGUGAUGUUGUGCUAAGGAUGAAGGUAGAGGGGAUGACCUGUCAUUCUUGCACCAGCACCAUAGAAGGAAAGAUUGGCAAAUUGCAAGGGGUACAGCGGAUUAAAGUCUCCCUGGACAAUCAGGAAGCUGUUGUUGUGUAUCAGCCUCAUCUAAUUACGGCAGAGGAAAUCAAAAACCAAAUUGAAGCUGCAGGUUUCACAGCAAUCAUCAAAAAACAGCCCAAACCCAUCAAGCUGGGUGUUAUUGAUGUGGAACGUUUAAAGAACACUCAAACCAAAUCUUCAGAGGGAACCCUUCAAAAAAGUCCAAAGCAUAUCAAUGACUUAAAGACCAUUGUUUUCAGAGUCGAUGGCAUGCACUGCAAUUCCUGUGUCUUAAAUAUCCAGAGCAGCAUAUCAGCACUCCCAGCUGUAGCAAGCAUAGUAGUUUCUUUAGAGAAGAAAACAGCUACUGUAAAGUACGACCCAGACUUCAUCAGUAUAGAUGCACUGAGAAGAGCCAUAGAGGCAGUAUCACCAGGGACGUUUAAAGUCAGUCUUCCUGAUGAAUAUGAAAACGUCGAGCUUUUCAGCGCACAGAUAUCUCCAGUGAAACCUUCUCAGACAGCUUUAAACAGCACCAACCAGUCCGUUACUCAAGUUACUGUGGUAAAUAUUGAGGGAAUGACUUGUAAUUCUUGUGUGCAAUCUAUUGAGGGAGUCAUUUCCCAAAAGCCAGGUGUAAAAUCAAUAUGUGUCUCUCUUGUGAAUCAUAAUGGGACUAUAAAAUAUGAUCCUCUCCUAACUUGUCCAGAAGACUUAAAAUCUGCAAUAGAGGACAUGGGAUUUGAUGCUUCCUUAUCAGCAAAGACAGAACCGUUGGUAUUAAUAACUCAGCCUUCACUGGAAGUGUCGUUAGAUUCUCAGGAUAAUAUGCUUUACAUAACAGCACCGCACUCCAAAGUGUCACUAGUCCAUGAUGAUAAACAGGAGGCAAAGACUCCAUCGAAGUGUUACAUCCAGGUCACUGGCAUGACCUGUGCUUCCUGCGUGGCAAAUAUUGAGAGAAAUUUGAGAAGAGAAGAUGGAAUAUGUUCUGUGCUUGUUGCUCUAAUGGCAGGGAAGGCAGAAGUGAGAUAUGACCCUGCUAUCAUACAGCCAUCAGUCAUAGCAGAUCUAAUCCGAGAAUUGGGAUUUGGAGCUACUGUUAUGGAAAACUAUGAUGGAGAUGGAAUUCUAGAACUUGUUGUGAGAGGAAUGACCUGUGCCUCAUGUGUACAUAAAAUAGAAUCCACCCUUAUGAAGACUAAAGGUGUAUUAUACAGCUCAGUGGCUCUUGCAACCAAUAAAGCACACAUUAAAUAUGAUCCUGAGAUUGUUGGUCCUCGAGAUAUUAUACAAACAGUAGAGGAUUUAGGUUUUGAGACUUCUUUAGUCAAGAAGGACAGAUCUGCUAGCCAUCUAGACCACAAACAGGAAAUAAGGCAAUGGAAAAGAUCUUUUCUUGUGAGUCUCUUUUUCUGCAUUCCUGUAAUGGCGCUGAUGAUUUACAUGAUGGUUAUGGAUAGUCACCUCGCAGAUGUUCACCAGCAUCGCAACAUGAGCAAGGAGGAAAUGGAGGCCUAUCACUCUUCUAUGUUCUUGGAGCGUCAGAUCCUGCCAGGAUUGUCUGUAAUGAAUUUGCUGUCUUUUUUAUUGUGUGUCCCUGUUCAGUUAUUUGGGGGCUGGUACUUCUACAUUCAAGCAUACAAAGCACUGAAGCAUAAAACUGCUAACAUGGAUGUGCUGAUUGUUUUGGCAACCACCAUUGCAUUUGUCUACUCCUUCGUUAUUCUUCUAGUUGCAAUGGCUGAAAAAGCAAAAGUGAAUCCUGUGACGUUUUUUGACACACCUCCUAUGCUAUUUGUGUUCAUUGCAUUGGGCCGGUGGUUAGAGCAUAUGGCAAAGGGUAAAACAUCAGAAGCCCUUUCAAGACUAAUUUCACUACAAGCUACAGAAGCAACUCUCGUUAACCUAGGACCAGACAACCUUCUUUUGAGUGAAGAUCAGGUUGAUGUUGAACUGGUUCAACGGGGUGAUAUUGUCAAAGUAGUUCCAGGAGGCAAAUUCCCAGUUGAUGGCUGUGUUAUUGAAGGACAGUCCAUGGUGGACGAAUCCCUCAUCACAGGUGAAGCCAUGCCUGUGGCUAAAAAACCUGGCAGUACAGUUAUUGCAGGUUCUAUUAAUCAGAAUGGAUCACUGCUGAUCUCUGCAACUCACGUCGGAGCUGAUACAACUCUCUCUCAGAUUGUCAAACUUGUGGAGGAGGCACAAACCUCAAAGGCUCCAAUCCAGCAAUUUGCAGACAAACUUAGUGGCUAUUUUGUUCCUUUUAUUGUGGCCGUCUCUGUGGUUACCCUUUUUGCUUGGAUUGUAAUUGGAUUUGUCAAUUUUGAAAUUGUGGAAACAUAUUUUCAUGGUUACAAUAAGAGCAUUUCCAAAACCGAAGUAAUAAUCCGCUUUGCUUUCCAAGCCGCCAUCACAGUUUUGUGCAUUGCCUGUCCUUGUUCAUUGGGAUUAGCAACCCCAACAGCUGUGAUGGUGGGGACUGGGGUAGGAGCUCAGAAUGGCAUAUUGAUCAAAGGUGGAGAACCGCUAGAGAUGGCUCAUAAGGUAAAGGUGGUUGUAUUUGAUAAAACAGGAACCGUUACUCAUGGAACUCCAGUAGUGACACAGGUGAAGAUUCUAGUGGAGGAUAACCAGAUGCCACGUAAUAAGAUUUUGGCAAUAGUGGGGACUGCGGAGAGUAACAGUGAACACCCUCUGGGGACAGCAAUAACAAAAUACUGCAAGAAGGAACUUGACUCAGAAACCCUUGGAACCUGUACAGAUUUUCAGGUAGUAGCAGGCUGUGGCAUUAGCUGUAAAGUCACCAAUAUUGAAGCAUUGCUAUACAGGAGGAAUGAGAAAGUUGAAGAAAAUAAUAUUAAGAAUAUAACACUCAUAAAAGUUGAUGAGAACUUUGAGGACUCAAUGCAACCUGCCUUGAUUAUUGAUGCCCAGUUGCCAACUACCUUGAAUCAUCAAAAGUAUUCUGUUCUUAUUGGAAACCGAGAAUGGAUGAAUAGAAAUGGCCUUCUUCUUAAAAGCAAUAUUGAUAAUGCCAUGAUUGAACACGAACGUAGAGGUUGCACUGCAGUCCUUGUAGCUAUUGAUGGAGUGCUGUGUGGCUUGAUAGCUAUUGCUGAUACAGUGAAACGUGAAGCUGAAUUGGCAGUCCACAUUUUGAAGACUAUGGGUUUAGAAGUUGUUCUAAUGACUGGAGACAACAGUAAAACAGCGAGAUAUAUUGCCUCUGAGGUUGGCAUCACCAAAGUGUUUGCUGAGGUUCUUCCCUCACACAAGGUAGCCAAAGUGAAACAGUUACAAGAAGAGGGCAAGCGGGUAGCAAUGGUGGGAGAUGGUAUCAAUGAUUCCCCCGCUCUUGCCAUGGCUAAUGUUGGAAUUGCAAUUGGUACAGGCACUGAUGUAGCCAUUGAGGCAGCAGAUGUGGUUUUAAUUAGGAACGAUUUGUUAGAUGUGGUGGCAAGUAUAGAUUUAUCAAGGAAAACCGUCAGAACAAUCCGGUUCAACUUUGUCUUUGCUCUGAUUUAUAAUCUUGUGGGAAUUCCUGUUGCUGCUGGUGUCUUUCUGCCAGUUGGUAUCGUUUUGCAGCCGUGGAUGGGCUCUGCUGCAAUGGCUGCCUCUUCUGUUUCCGUUGUGUGUUCUUCUCUGUUGCUAAAGUUCUACAAGAAACCAAGUUAUGAGAAAUAUAAGCUCCGUGCCCGUGGCUAUAUGAGACAGAAGAGCCAUUCGGAAAUCUGUGUCCAUGUUGGAAUUGAUGAUACUGGGACAGCUUCUCCCAAACUUAGCCUAAUGGAUCAAAUCAUCAGUUAUAGUAGACCCUCACUAAAUUCCCUGUUCUCAGAUAAACGCUCCCUCAACAGCAUAGUUCUCAGUGAACCAGAUAAGCACUCACUUCUAGUGGGAGAUUUCAGAGAGGAAGAAGACACAGCAUUAUAAAAAGCUCUUAAAAAGUUACAGUUGGCUAGAAUUCUGUAUGCACUGAUAAGUUCUGGAGGUCUGACUUGUUUUAAGGAUUUUCCUCUCAUCUUCUUUAGGUUUUAAUUGCCUAAUUUUACAGAAAAGAAAAUAUUUUUUCAUGUUUUAAACACUGAAGCCGGUCCAUUUAUUUGCGGUGACCUUCCAGGAUAUUUUACCAGACAUGGCAAAGAAAGAAAGGGCAGUGGCAGCUGGAGCCUGCAAGUGAAGCUGGAUAAUGUCAUUGAGAAGCUGUAAAUGUCACACUAUUUUUCUAGAAAAUGCUGAAAUACAAUUAAGAAAACACGCAGGGGAACGAGAAAUGGAGUAGAGGGCUGACCAGCAGGCAACUGAGGACAGCUUCUUGAUGUGUAGCGUGGUUAAUAUGUUUGCUGUUUCAAAUAUGUUGAUGACCACAGCUGUAAACACUGAAAGUGCUCUUCAUUUGCAAAUCGAUGUGCCUUAUUGAAUAACUUUUGGGAUUACUCUCAUUUAUAACCUAUUCCACACAAGAAAUUUUCCUGCAAAAUCUUAGAUAAUUUUGGGGGGUUUUUUACCCAAAUCCCUUACCAUCUUUUCUCCCUUGAUCUGGAUCGUGAUCAUAUGUAGAGAGAGAGAUCUGAGGGAGCUUGGAUUUAUUUCCCCACCAUCUUCUCCCUGAUUAACUUAUUUCCUUUCUCUGUACAUCUGUGACCCAAUACACUCCUGCGACUGAGAUUGUCUGCUAGAAAGCACAUUAAAGAGACACACAAUGGGUUGAUGUCUUGCCUCUGCUAGCUCAGAAAACACACCACCUGAGAUUUCUCUCAUGCUCAUCUGAGGAAGUAAUAGGGUGGUGUUACUACCUGAAUUAUUGUGUUUUUUAAAAAGUCUGUUAGCAUUCAGUGUAGUUAUUACUGGUUAUCAACACCUGCCAGUUCCCUUUAAAUGAACUGCAGUGAUUCAUACUGAUGUUACAAGGCCCACCAUUGUAAUCUUUACAAUUAAGCAUUCACACUUAGGUAAUGUUACCACACAGCAUUUGCUCUAUUUACUACCUACUGAGCAAAUGUCAAUUGCUUGUAAAGAUGUUAAUAGUGUACCAGAGAUGACCCUGAACCAAAACCCUGGUUCCCAACCACCUCAAUUUGGGAAUAUCCAGAUCCAGACUUUGUGAAUUGGGUCCACCUUCACGUGUUACAAUACUGAAUUCUCAAAAUUAGAUUUUUGAGUGCUAAUCAUAAAAUAACUGAAAUUUCUCACUGAAAAAGCAACUAGGUGUUUAUCACCUAUUUACCUCCCUGGAAUAUUGGCUAAUCUGCAAAUCUUAUUCUUGAAAUCCUUUGCUGAGAGAGCUAUUUAACAGUUUACUAGGUAAAUAAUUAUGAGGAACUAUACCAUGAAGUCUAAUCCAUGAUGUGAGCAUUUAAUUCUCAUUUGUUUUUUUCAGAGAGGUCAGCGCAUCUAUCAGAGAAUAGACACGGAACAGUAAAUGUUAGUGUUCUAGUUUUUAAGUUGAGAAUCACAGAUAAUGCACACAUAAUGUAUGUAAAAUAUCAAAAGCAAAUGUUUGAUAUAUUCUAUAAUUUUCACUUCAUAAGGGAAAAUAUCAAAAUCUGAAAACAGGAAGUUUUGUGCAGCAGAAUAUGUUGUCCUUAAAGUGUGAUCAGAGAGUAUUUUACAUACAUCGUAAUGCUGAGUGCAGUAUAUAACUUUUUGUUGUUUCCACCAAAUUUUCAUUCAGGAAUUUGUUUUCAUGAGAUCACAAACUGAUAAGAUUUUAAGAAAUAUUUCAAUCUAGAUUAUAGCUAUAUUUGUCCUUUCUAGUGUCAAGAAACUUUAAUUUAUGCUAUAGUAAAGACAUUCUAUUAGCUCAAGACUGAGAACACCACCUAUUUCUGAUUAGUGGAUGAAUUGUUAUGUAGAAACCAAUAUAUUACUGCCAUGCAGCAUUUAUUGCUUUAAGAUCACAUAAAUUGCUUCCAUGAUUCCAGUGUUGUUUUUUACCUACCCUCAUUUUCAGAGGCUUUUUCUGGCAAGACUCAGCAGGUCCAGUGGGGCGUAUUCUGCGUGAUUUGUUUUCUCACCAAAGAACUUUCACAUGGCAGCAGCCUGUUUCUUUAUACAAGAGAACUUGGUUUUGAAUUAUGCUAGUAAUUGGUCAUCUUCUGUUUGAUCCUGCAACAAAUAUGCUUGGGCCCUGACCAACUCAAAAAUGGGAAUUUUGUCACUGAUGUGGGAGCAGGAACAGGUUGAUAAUCCUAUGUUUAUGACAUCCGUUGCAUGGAAAAAACUAUCAAAAUUAAGACUCUUACUUCAGGAAUCAAGAAUGGUCACUUGGGAUAAAUCUUGGUUUUAAACUCUUGGUUGGUAGUUAGCAAACAUAUGGCAGUGAGACCAAUUUAUUACUCAGUUUUUAAGAUGAAUAGAUAUGGUUAAAUCUGCAAGUUUUCCUUGUAUGAAAGUCCCCCUUUAAUGCUUUCUGUAUCACUGAAACCAGUAUUUGAUCCCAUUACUGCACAUGCACUGUGGUAUCCAAUACUAAGAAGCCUCUUAUUUUAAUCAGGUGACUGGAAAUUUGUUUUGCACUUGAAUGCAUUGACAUACUCAGUAUUGUACAUCUGGUCCAGAAAAUCUGAGUCAGUCUUUUUGAAAACAGGUUUUUUUCCUGGUAAACAUCUGUGUGGGAACUUGCUGAAAUUUUAGAACGUUUAUGUUGAUGCUUUGUAAAUAAAAUAUUUCAUGCUGUGCUUGAAGUUGAAAAACCAAAAUGUUUUCCAGUUUGAAUGUACAGUGCAGGUGAGAUAGCAUAAAAGGUAAAAUGUUUGCACACAUGUAAAUUGUGCAAUUUUUUUCUGUAAAUAUACUUUACUCCUGUCUACGGACAUCUUGAAAUCAUGUGAUUGUGUCAUCAAAACCAUUUUAAGAUAUUCAGUUACAAAUGAAACUAUGCAUCAAACUAGUUUAUUUAUUAUUAUUAUUUCCUGUACUGUCAUUAGAUAUAUGUAAGACCUCUGAUUUACUUUAAAAAAGCCAAAACAAGGCCCUGAAAAUAAUCAGUCUGACAUUUUACACUAGAUUUACCAGUAAACUUUUACAAAUGAUACAGGCAUGCCUCUUAUUGCAUGUAAUCAGUUUCAUACCAAAAGGAGCUAUAAGACCAACAAAGUCAGAACAGAAGCAGGGCAAUGUUUAAUUACGUGAGCCACUAAGAAUAUUUUGUUUUCUGGCCAACAAACCCAGAAGUUCCAGCCAAAUAUAUUUAACGUUAGAGAAAUCUUUUUUAUUAAGUUUGGUAUCAGAAAAGGAAUGGUGAACAAUUCUGUGAAAUACUAAUUUUAGUACUGCUAUGUCUCUUUACAUUUACACCUAUAUGUAUGUGAUAUUACAUGUAUAAUUCUGUCAAGACUGUGCCUUCAACUUUAUAAUUAUAAUGUUGUCAAAAUGUAA